This is a messenger RNA of Rangifer tarandus platyrhynchus (Svalbard reindeer), 378 nucleotides long. The record is from the annotation of a GenBank genome assembly. Lineage: Eukaryota; Metazoa; Chordata; Mammalia; Artiodactyla; Cervidae.
AUGUCCAGGUAUAUUUAUACUUGGAGAAGAAAAUGGCAACCCAUUCUAGUAGUCUUGCCUGGAGAAUUCAAUGAACAGAGGGGCCUGGCAGGCUACAGCCCAUCGGGUAGCAAAGAGUUGGACAUGACUGAGCAUGCACACACAUACACACAUUUACACUAUGUGAUAUUAAAGGAGUUUUCUAGUGACUGGGCAGUAGUGAGCCAAGAUGUCUAUGGAAACAGAAGCGGUGGAGUAGGUAGACUGUCACAUCCCAGGCCAUUUCUCUCCCAGAUGAGUAAGCUGUUCCUGAGCAGAAAGACUCACUGCCUACUGCCUACCAGCUGCAGUGGGGAUGACCAGGGCCAGAGUCCCAACUCCUCUGCCAGCCUGAGAUGA